AUGGGCUUGGGUGACUACAGCCACUGCAGACAGAGGAUGUCCCGGGGACUCUACGGAGUCUCUGGAAGGGCUGCGCUGUGGUCCCCAGGCUUUCACCCAGUGCACCGCAUGCCUUGCGGCACCUGGCGCAUCGAAGCGCCGGAGCAAGCCCGGCCGGCCAGCCCGGUGCUGGAGCACCUCCGGAGGCAGCUGGAGCGUGCCUUCCAGCGGGCGGCGGCACGCGGGCGCGCCAGGCGCGCGCGGGAGGCGGUGGCGGCGGUGGCCGCGGCUGCGGCGGCAGCGCGGGAGGAGCGGAGCCGGGCGCGCAUGGAGUGCGCCCUGGCCCGGCUGCGCGCGGAGCUGCUGGAACUGCGUUUCCAGAACCACCAGCUGGCCCGAACUUUACUGGAUUUAAACAUGAAAAUGCAGCAGCUGAAGAAGAGGCAGGACCAGGAGCGCGCUUCCAAACCCCAGAGCCCGCAGGAUGAGGAGAUGAAUCCCGAGGGCGGAAACGCCUAGUGGAGAGCCUGAGCCUGCAACUCCGAAGCUAUCCCGAGUCCUCGCCAUAACAUAGGCCACUCCGAAACCCUUCUAGCAUUAACACUACUGAUGCUUUAUGUGCGCUCUGAGGGCCAGUUUGCUCAGCGAAAACUUAGGUGUAAGGAGGAAGUGGGACAAAAAGCUAA
This is a messenger RNA of Apodemus sylvaticus (European woodmouse), 665 nucleotides long. It is a transcript of the gene Aard, whose product is annotated as alanine and arginine rich domain containing protein. Lineage: Eukaryota; Metazoa; Chordata; Mammalia; Rodentia; Muridae. The transcript has 2 exons. The coding region runs from base 1 to 498 and encodes 165 amino acids. The record is from RefSeq and is a predicted model, not a curated record.